GGGCGGAGCGGGCGCUCGGUGCGGGUGCUCGGCGCCGCUCUCGCCAUGCGGGCGCUGCUGCUCCCGGCGCUGCUGCUCCCGGCGCUGGCCGCGGCGCGCGGCGGCACCACGGCGCUGGGUGAGGCGGACCAGGUGCGGAUGACCUCCGAGGGCUCCGACUGCCGCUGCAAGUGCAUCCUGCGGCCGCUCAGCAAGGACGCCUGCAGCCGCGUCAGGGACGGCAGCAUGCGGGUGGAGGACUUCUACACGGUGGAGACGGUGAGCUCGGGGGCCGACUGCAAGUGCUCCUGCACCGCGCCCCCCUCCUCGCUCAACCCCUGCGAGAAUGAGUGGAAGAUGGAGAAGCUGAAGAAGCAGGCGCCCGAGCUCUUCAAGCUGCAGUCCAUGGUGGACCUGCUGGAGGGGACGCUCUACAGCAUGGACCUGAUGAAGGUGCACUCCUACAUCAGCAAGGUGGUCGCCCAGAUGAACACCCUGGAGGAGACCAUCAAGACCAACCUGAGCAGGGAGAACGACUUCAUGAAGGAGAGCGUGCUGCACCUCACCGACCAGAUGAGACGCUACGAGAACUACUCCGACAUCAUGAUCAGCAUCAAGAAGGAGAUCUCCAACCUGGGCUACCAGCUGCUGCAGAAGGACGCUGCUGCGGUCCCUGACAGCAAGGCACAGGACACGGCGGGCGGCCACGGGAAGGGAGCCGCGCGGUUCCCCAGUCCCCGCAAGGCGCUGGCGGACAGGGCGGCUGCACGAGCGCCCAAGGAGAAGCCGCUCAAGCCUGAGAAGCCCAAGAAGGAAAACGUGAAGCGAGGCGGGUCGCAGCCCACGGCCAAGCCCAAGCCGCCCGCGCACCAGCAGACCGUGGUCCGGGGCAUCACCUACUACAAGGCUGGGCAGGCGGAGGAGGCGCAGGGGGCGGCUGGCAGCCGCGAGAGCACCGCCAGGGGGGCGGCUGUGCCCGAGCGGCAGGAGGAGAGGGGCCCCACGCCCCCUCCGGCCGAGAGCACCCCGUCCCGUCCCGGCACACGGGCAGAGACCACCGUGCCCAGCACCACGGCUGUGCCCAGCACCGCUUUGGCCCCUCGCACCGCCGCCCGCAGCCCCCCCAGGGACGGGGCCGACAGCACCAGCGGCCCCGAAGUGCCCAACAGAGUGAAGGAGGUGGAGUGUGAAGGCACCAUCAAGUCGGUGGAGCCCCCCACGGAGCACCACAGCUACGGGCGCAACGAGGGGGCCUGGAUGAAGGACCCGGCGGCCAAGGAUGACCGCAUCUAUGUCACCAACUACUACUACGGCAACAGCCUGGUGGAGUUCAGGAGCCUGGACAACUUCAAGCAGGGCCGCUGGAGCAACCUCUACAAGCUGCCCUACAACUGGAUCGGCACCGGGCACGUGGUGUACCGGGGCGCCUUCUACUACAACCGUGCCUUCACCAAGAACAUCAUCAAGUACGACCUGAAGGAGCGUUACGUGGCAGGCUGGGCGCUGCUCCACGACGUGGUGUACGAGGACACAACGCCCUGGAAGUGGAGGGGGCACUCGGACAUCGACUUUGCAGUGGAUGAGAGCGGGCUCUGGGUCAUCUACCCCUCAGUGGACUACGACUACUCGCAGCAGGAGGUGAUCGUCCUGAGCCGCCUCGACCCCGGGGACCUGUCAGUGCGCAGGGAGACCACCUGGAAGACGGGGCUGAAGCGCAACGCCUACGGGAACUGCUUCAUCAUCUGCGGCAUCCUGUACGCUGUGGACACCUACAACCAGAAGGAAGGGCAGAUCUCCUACGCCUUUGACACGCACACGGACACAGAGGCGGACCUCCGGCUGCCUUUCCUCAACGAGUAUGCCUUCACCACGCAGGUCGACUACAACCCCAAAGAGAAGGUGCUCUAUGCCUGGGACAACGGCCAUCAGAUGACCUACAGGCUCCACUUUGUGGUCUGAGCACCCGGCCGGGUCCAGGCACCCGGCAGCAGCCUGGCGCCGGCACCCGAGCUGGGCCGGGGCCACGGGAAGAGCCCGGCUCCCACCCCAGGGCUCUCCCAGCCAGCAGCCACCAGCAGGGCCGGGCUGUCAGGGCCCUGUGGUGCGGGGAGCGCCCCGGGGACACCCCCACGACACGGUGGCUGCUGAGGCUGCAGGGCCGGGUGCCACCACUGGCCGCUCGUCCGGCACUGCCUGCUGGAAGCCCCGGGGCUGCGGCAGGGCACGGGGCAGCCCGGCACCUCUCCCACCCCAAGCCGCUGUACGCGGCCUGGCCCCGUGCCCACUGCAGUCGUUGGUGCCCUUAGCACCCCCGGGACCUUGUCCUGUAGGGUGGCUGCAGCUCGGGCGCUGCCUCGCCGGCAGGAACAGCCGCUGAUUGCUAUUUUAGAAGAUGCAAAUGAGAUGCCUAUGCUUUUGCAAUUCAUUAGCUUGUUAUUUAAAUGCAUUCACAGGAGGCGUGCGCUGGCACGGAGCAGCCUGUCUGCAGCGCUGGUGUGUGUCCUGCGCCCUGCCUGCGCCCGGCACCGGGCGGGGAGGGGGCGCGAGGCCCUCCUGCGCUCCUCCCACGGCAGCGCGAGGGCCCAGGAUUGCUUUGCUUGGUUUCUGUCAUUUUAGAAGUGAACAGUAUUAAAAAGUAACAGACGUAAAAACA
Cygnus atratus (black swan) is the source of this 2632-nucleotide messenger RNA. RefSeq names its product olfactomedin like 2A (gene OLFML2A). Gene Ontology annotation, biological process: signal transduction. The transcript is spliced from 8 exons. Bases 46 to 1938 code for a protein of 630 amino acids. NCBI's taxonomy places the organism in Eukaryota, Metazoa, Chordata, Aves, Anseriformes, Anatidae. The record is from RefSeq and is a predicted model, not a curated record.